UGCUGCGCGCUCCUGCCUGCGACAGCACAGCCGCGGUGUGGUCGCUCUGAACGCACGUUAACGGAAAGGAAAAAAAACACUCCACACGUCGGGAAGGCCUCCGCCACACUCUACACCCUGUUGCAGUCACAGCGGCGUCGGAUAUAAACACAGACACGCACGUUUUCUGAUCCUAGUCGCUCUUUUUUUACAUUUAAAAGCCCUUUUAAAAGACAGUCCUCGUAAUGGCGACAGCUGCGGUGUCUGCCCCAACUGGCAGCGGCCCGAGCCCCGGGCCGGGAACGGAGCUGGUCCGCGGGCAGGCCUUCGACGUCGGGCCUCGGUACAGCAACCUCUCCUACAUCGGCGAAGGCGCCUACGGGAUGGUGUGCUCUGCCUACGACCGGGAGAACAAGAUACGCGUGGCCAUCAAGAAGAUCAGCCCCUUUGAGCACCAGACCUACUGCCAGCGCACCCUGAGAGAGAUCAAAAUCCUCCUGCGCUUCAAGCACGAGAACAUUAUCGGAAUCAACGACAUUAUCCGUGCACCGACCAUCGAGCAGAUGAAGGAUGUAUAUAUUGUCCAGGAUCUAAUGGAAACAGAUCUGUACAAGCUCCUGAAGACUCAACACCUGAGCAAUGACCACAUCUGCUACUUCCUCUACCAGAUCCUGCGAGGGCUCAAGUAUAUCCACUCUGCCAACGUACUACACCGUGACCUGAAGCCUUCCAACCUUCUGCUCAAUACCACCUGUGAUCUCAAGAUCUGUGACUUUGGUUUGGCUCGUGUGGCUGAUCCCGACCACGAUCACACUGGUUUCCUCACAGAGUACGUUGCCACUCGUUGGUACCGAGCUCCUGAGAUCAUGCUCAACUCAAAGGGCUACACCAAGUCCAUAGACAUCUGGUCAGUGGGUUGCAUCCUGGCUGAGAUGCUGUCCAACAGGCCGAUCUUUCCGGGGAAGCAUUACUUGGAUCAGCUUAACCAUAUUUUGGGAAUUCUGGGUUCUCCCUCACAGGAGGAUCUCAACUGCAUCAUCAACAUUAAAGCCAGGAACUAUCUCUUGUCACUGCCUUUGCGCUGCAAAGUGCCGUGGAACCGUCUCUUUCCCAACGCUGAUCCAAAAGGUGCGGACAGGUGA
Molecule: messenger RNA, 1121 nt
Organism: Neolamprologus brichardi
Lineage: Eukaryota; Metazoa; Chordata; Actinopteri; Cichliformes; Cichlidae
Source: RefSeq, a predicted model, not a curated record